Messenger RNA from Closterium sp. Yama58-4, 3369 nucleotides. The record is from the annotation of a GenBank genome assembly. Lineage: Eukaryota; Viridiplantae; Streptophyta; Zygnematophyceae; Desmidiales; Closteriaceae.
AUGACUGGCGCGGGCGGACGCUUUCAGUCCCCCCAACGGGGGAACGGGGGAGGGGGCAGCGGGGGAGAGGGAGGCACUGGCGCGGGGAAUGGGAUCGAGGGGAUGGGGAGUGGGGGAGAGGGCGGAACGGGGGGCAGGGGUGGGGAAGGCAGUGGGGGGGAUGGUGGGGGGAGUGGAAACGGAGGGGGUUCGGGAAGGGGAAGUGGUGGGGGCGAGGGGAGUGGGGGAGAGGGAAGCGGAGGGGAAGGGGGGACAGGGGGGCAGGCUAUGGGGAUGGGAGGUGGGGGGGCGGAGGAGGGGAGGAGGCAGUCAGGGGGACAGUCAGUGAGGCGCGAGGGGAAUGCCAUGGGCGGAGAUGGCGGAGAUGGGGGGGAAAGGGGGAGGGAUGGCGGAGAGAGGAACAGAGUUUGUGGUACCGUUCCCAUCACUGCUACUGCCGCUGCAGGCGCUAAUGCUUGUGGGGAGGCACAGGGGGGGCUGGAGGGGAUGAGGGAGAGAGGGAGGGGGAGCGCAUCAGGAGCAACAGAGGCGUUGAAUGUGGCAGCGAGGGAUUUGAGAGGCGAGGGGAGCGGUGGCGAGGCAGACGGGGCGGAGGGCAGUGUUGGGCGAGAGGACGGUGGUGCUGCGUGUGCGGGUGGUGUGGGUGAUGUGGGUGAUGUGGGUGGUGCUGCGGGUGUGGUCGGGCGUAAACGAGGCAGAGAGGAGGAGGCAGAAGGUGGAGACAUGGCAGCGAUGGAUGGACGAGAAGGGGGAGGCAAGAGCAGCAAGAGGCGCGAGUGGCUCUCUGAGGGGAUAGGCGCAGCAAGAGAGGCGCAGCGGAUACAGGCGCAACAGCAACAACAAGGCCAGGCGGAAGAGCAGGAGGAGGAGGAGGGGCGAGAGGGUGCGGAUGUGCACAUGAGAGAGGGUUUUGAGGAGAUGGGGCAGGAGGAGGAUGGAGAGGAGACGGAGGAUGAGAAGGAAGGGGAAGAUGGUGGCGAGGAGCGUGGGGAAGGUGGGAGGGAGGAGGCGGGGCAGGAAGAGGGAGCAGCAGGGCUACUGUCGCUCUCUGCCUCUCUCGCUGCACCCGCCACCACUCCUUUCCAUGCACCUCCUGCCAUCGCACCUACUGCUGCUGCUGCUGUUGCGGUUGAAGGCCGCGGAGGAGAGGUGGCAGAAGGGGGUGAUGGGGGAGGGGCGGAAGCAGUGCGAGGGGCGGAAGGGGUGGAAGGUGCAUACAGUGCGCAGGGGGCAAGAGGUGGGGAAGGGGCAGGCAGUGCGGAGGGCGCGGAGGGCAGUGGAGGGGUGAUGAGUCGGCAGGCAGCACGGGAGGCGGCACUCAAUAAGUUCCGGCUCAAGCGCAAAGAGCGGAACUUUGAAAAGAAGGUGCGCUACCAGAGUCGCAAGCGACUGGCAGAGCAGCGCCCGCGCUUCAGAGGCCAGUUUGUCCGCCAGCCCGCCCUCCCUCCCACUCCUCCUCCGCCCACCGCCGCUCCUCCUCCCACUUCCCUCACUCCUCCCCCCGCUCAUCCCACCGCGCUGCAGCCGCGCCUGCCUCUCCCACCCGGCACCGCUCCUUCCGUGCAUGCAGAGAGGGGCCAAGGCAGCACGCCCUUUCCUGUGCACCUGCCAGUCAUGCACGCGCAAGGCGUGGCAGGAGUGGCGGGAAUGACAGGAGUGCAUGUGCCAGGGAUGGUGGCAGCAGCACCAGCGCCAGCACCAGCAGCCAGCAACCUCGACCGGACCAUGCAGUUCUUUCCUAUCGCUCCCUGCCCUGCUGUCGCUACCGCGCCUUCCAUUGCCGCUGCCCCUCCCUCCGGUCCUCUCCCGCUUGCCCUGAGCAGCCGCGGUCAGGAGAGGGUAUUUAUGAGCCACAGCAACGGCAUCAGCAUCGGGAGUUUCGCAGCCAUGGUUCUCGAGGCCACGGUGGUGUGCGUGGACAACUCCGAGUGGAUGCGGAAUGGCGACUACGCGCCGUCGCGCUUCCAAGCGCAGGCUGACGCGAUUAAUCUCAUAUGCGGCGCCAAGACGCAGUCGAACCCUGAGAACACGGUGGGCAUUCUGACGAUGGCGGGCAAGGGCGUGCGCGUGCUCGUCACACCCACCGCUGACCUCGGGAAGAUCCUCUCUACCAUGCACGGUCUGGAGGUGGGCGGAGACACGAAUCUGCUGUCAGGGCUGCAGGUGGCUCAGCUGGCACUGAAGCACCGGCAGAACAAGAACCAGCGCCAGCGCAUCGUUCUCUUUAUUGGCAGUCCCGUGGCAGCUGACAUUGAAACCCUGGUGAAGGCGGGGAAGAGGCUGAAGAAGAACAACGUGGCGUUGGACGUGGUGAGCUUUGGGUGGGACGGCGAGGACGAGGACAAGCAGGCCAAGCUGGAGGCGCUGCUGGGUGCCGUCAACAGCAACGACAACUCGCACCUGCUGCACGUGCCACCCGGCCCGGCUGUUCUUUCCGACGUGCUCAUCAGUUCCCCCGUGUUCACAGGAGAUGGGGAGGGCGGCAGUGGCUUCGCAGCAGCAGCCGCUGCGGGGGCAGCGGCGGCGGUGGCAGCAGGGGGCGGGGGGCUGGGGGGCGACUUUGACUUUGGCGUUGACCCGAGCGUUGACCCUGAGCUGGCCCUGGCCCUGCGCGUGUCCAUGGAGGAGGAGAGAGCCCGCCAGGAGGCCGCUGCUAGGAAGGCCGCAGCUGAACAGCAGGCUGCUGCUGGUGGUGGGGGUGAGGGAGGGAGUGGAGGGGAGGGUGGAGAAGGGGGGAAGGGGGAUGUGGCGAUGGGGGAGGGGGAGAAGAAAGAGGAGGAGGGGCGUGCCACUGCUGCCCCUGCUGCUGCUGACGUUGCUAUGGUGAGUGGUGGCGUGAUGGGAUGUGGGUUGGUACUUGGCAGCAUCUACCGAUCAGCACCACCCACUUAUCUUUCUCUCCCAUGUUCAUUCGCCCUGUUCUUCCUCCUAUCUUUCUCCCUGUCUCCUCACACUCACCAGGACGACGAGGCAGCGCUGCUGCAGCAAGCACUGGCAAUGUCAAUGGCAGCAGGGGCGGCAGGAGGGGCGGGAGAUGCUGCCAUGCUGGAUGCCACUGCUGGAGGAGAGGAUGCUGAGCUGGCACUCGCCCUGCAGCUGUCGAUGCAGGAGGCAGCAGAGGAGGGCAAGAAGGAGGCUGCUGCAGCAGCAGCAGGGGCGUCGGGUGAAGCACCAGCAGCAGCAGCGGCUGCGGCGCCUGGAGAUGUGGACAUGAGUCAAGUGCUGGGCGAUGCCUCUUUUGUCAACUCCAUUCUCUCCUCGCUGCCAGGCGUGGAUCCCAAUGACCCCUCUGUGCGGGACGUGCUCGCCUCACUCGCCCCCUCCCAGCCCCCCAAGGAUACGGAAGAGAAGCCUAAGGAAGACAAGUGA